This is a messenger RNA of Contarinia nasturtii (swede midge), 3552 nucleotides long. RefSeq names its product flocculation protein FLO11. Gene Ontology annotation, molecular function: protein binding. NCBI's taxonomy places the organism in Eukaryota, Metazoa, Arthropoda, Insecta, Diptera, Cecidomyiidae. The transcript is spliced from 8 exons. The record is from RefSeq and is a predicted model, not a curated record. Bases 854 to 3505 code for a protein of 883 amino acids.
UGUAAGUAGACGUAUAUAUUAUGCGCUGUGUUGUCGCUGGCGUUCAGUUCAGUUGAUGAUUGUUAUUUUUAUAUAUCGUUUGUUUGAUCGUGUAUCGUUCGACUCAAUAAUUCAAUGUGCCGUGUAUAUUGUGCAAAACACACAAGUCAUAACAUAAUCUAUUUCGGGUGUUUGAUUGUUUUAUAAUCGAUCCGAAAUAAUAAUAAAAAAAAGAAUUUGUGAAGAGAACCAAAAAAAAAAUCCGAAAAGAAAAAGCAUUAAGCAAAACCAGAAUACUUUAAGUAGAUAAACUACAAUUGAUCAAGAGUGUGAGUCGCCGUCAGCAUCGUGUGAUUAGCAAAGAACGCGAAAUAGAUAACACAAAAUUAACGUCAAAAGUAACGACACAAAACGUAGAAACGAAAAAAAAAACGAAUUUUAAGAAGGUUCAAUUAAGGCAUCUUUUGUCUACGAGAAACUUCGAACACAGCAACAUUGGGCACACAAAUCUACGCAUUUCUAUUGCAACAUAUACUGAUAACACGAACAAUCUAUUGCGCAUUCGAAUUUGCUUGGUUGUUGUAAGUUUUUCGUUUGAAACGAUGGCAUUUACCUGACCGCACGUGUUUAUUUUCGAUUUUGUUUCAUAUAUUUAUAUUGCCAUUUUAUCACAUCGUACACCAAAAUUCACUAUCUCUGUCUCUUACAACCUUACCAAAAAAAAGAAAGAAAGAAAUUCCUUUAGUCAAUCGACCGUCGUCUAUUGAUCCGUAAAAAGAGUCGUCGAUUCGUUUUGCAGUUUUGUGUGUAUGUAUUCCAAAGCAUUUCUCCGAAAGAACCAAUAGAAAGAAAAACCGAUUUUUCCACAAAUACAAUGCAGGGAAAUUCAAAGUAUUUACGAUGGUCGCCAUUGUAUACCUGUUGCUGUAUUUUCGUCAUUCUGUCGUCAACAGUUAUUGCGGUGCCCGUUCGAUCAAGACGCAUGGUUCGUGAAACAUUUUCAUUUGAUGCAACUAAUAGCAAUACAAUUUCAAAUGAAACAUGCUUUCAUGACGGGGUCGAGGUUCAGAAAUCAUCCGUAACAUGCGAAAUCAAAACUGGAUGCAAGCUCAUUCAGAAGACAGGCGAAUGCUGUCCGGAUUAUCAGUGUUCAUGUAAUCAUGAAGAUCGAACGUAUGAGAAUGGAGAGAAAAUUGUAAGCCACAAUCCAUGCUUCAGAUGUCUAUGUAAAGGUGGCGAAGUGACUUGCAACGAUGUUUCAUGUUACAUUCGUGAUGACUGCAAGCCAAGAUACGUAAAGGGUGUUUGUUGUCCAACAUUCGACAAUUGUCCUCCGAUAGACGAUGCGAAAAUCGCAGCCACUAAAGAAGCUGAAUCAAAAACAACAAAGAAUGAUUUAAUCAUUUCGUUGACAACGACAACGGCCGGAAGCAGUACAAUUGUGGAGAAAAAUCCAAUGCUGCAACUGGCCAAUGACAAUCCACUUGGCAUUAAAAUCAAAGAAAUCACAAAACCCGAAGAGAUUAGAAUAACAGAUGAUAAACCAAAACCGUAUAAUCCAUUCAAAUCUACGACAACCACCACCACAACAGCAUCUAUACCGACAACAGCAGAAAGUACUGUAGAGGCAAUAACAAAGUUUUUAUCAACAACAGAAACGUCGUCAACGUCCACAAUUAGCAGCAUAAGCACGGAGUUGCCAAGAGAUAGCUAUGAAUCGUCUACCGUAGACACAAACCAAUCAAGUGGAGAGCACGAAAGUCGUGAUUAUAUGGAUGACGGUGUGUUGGGCGACGAUCGUUUAUCAUCGUCGGAUGCUCCACCAACAAAAGCUUCAGCCAAAGGUGAAGUGGAGCCUCAACUGCUUUUGGUGAGCGCCGAUUCAAAUACCAUUGGUGAUGAUGUGGGCAAUAAAAGUGUACGACAAACGACAGAAAAUAGUACAAACGAUGGAAUCGACCAGUCUUCCGAAAGUAGUUCUGAGUUUUUCAGCUCAACCACAACCGAUAAUCCAUUUCAGUCAAGUACAAGUACAUUUAGCGAAUCACCAAGUACAGAAAACAACGGUGGCGAAGAAAUCGAUUUAGUUUCUUCGACACCAAAAAAUUUAGUUGUUGUUCGACAUGGCGGCAAAACGGAAUCAUUCCACAUAUCUGGCGUAGAUGAAUUGCAACGCGUUGAAGAAUUAGAUGUCAUAAGUUCAACGACAGAAAAUAGUCAAGAGAUCGGAGAUUCAGCCAUUAAACUGACAAAUGAUGAGUUUAAUCUAACUGUUGAUAGCAAUGAGGGUAAAUCAAGUGAAGAAUUGGUUAUGGAUGGUUCAUCAACAACCACUGGUACACCUGAAUUGUUUGACGAUAACGAUACGGUUUCGUGGAAAAUUAAUAAAAAUCUUGAAAAUACAUUGAAUUCAAGUGAAAGCAGCACAGAACCAAAUAAUUCGAUAGAAUCAUCGACGCAAGGCGUAGAAAAUUCAUCUGAAAUUUUAUCAAGUGCAGAACAUGUUUAUGGAACUGUUUAUUAUCCGGAAGAAAAAUCAACCGUAUCACCAAGUAGUGAAGAGGCAAUUGAUACUGUUUUCUAUUCAACAACUGAGGGUCCAUUUGAUGCUUCAUCAUCGACAACAGAUAAUUUGGAUGCAAAUAGUUCGUCCGAACCAAACUUUACGUCAACAACAUUGGCUCCGGUGACCGCUGAGCCAUUGAGUACACCAAAAAGCACAACAACUGAAUCAUUCUCCGGAUCAACUAGUCGUUUUUCAUACGAAGAUGAAGAAAGCAUCCUUGAGAACCCCGAAUAUCCUCCAAUCCCGGAUGAUUUGAGUUUAACGCAUAAAGAUGACGAAGAGGAAAAACGCCGUUUACCAAAUAAGGCCGAAGAGAAUAUUUCAUCAUCAACCUCCGGUCCGUGUCAAGAAUGUGAUGCUGAUGCAUUGAAAAGUGUGGAGCUAAGUACACGGGGUCCAUCACUUGAAAACAUCAAAUUAUCACAUAAAAUCGAUAACGUUGAAUCACGUGCACCGGGCGAACCACAUUUAAUACCAGAAUGGGAACGCACCACAACCACAACCGAGAAAAUGGAAGAAAGCACAACACUUGGUCCAAAUGAUAUGAUCACCGGUGCGAAUGAUAUCAGUAAAACAACCAUAUUCGAUAAGCUACCGGUGGCCGGAACAAAAGUAAAUAAAAGUGAAGCAUUGACAAAUAUCGAAACACUUCCGAAUGUUGUGGAUUCGGAAGAGAAAUACGGUAAUAAAGAGCCAACAACCGAACGACCGACAACAAAAGGCUAUGCCAAUUUUGAUAGUGAAGAAGGUUCAGCUGCCUCUUCCGCCAAAUCCGAAUUUGAUAAUUCAACUGGCACAUCGCCAAAAGACGAUGCUGAAAGCAUCAAAUUGAAUAGCAGCAGCAGUGAUGAGAAUACAAAUGAGCAAUAUUCCUCUCUGGAAGAGCCAUCGUUUAUUCCAAAAUCAUUCCAGAAUUAUUGGCGAUUUAUAGAGAAAAACGGCUGGUCAGCACGAAAAUAACGUUUUUGUGGUUUAUUUUCUAGAAUAAAAGCCACCCGUGAAUGAAA